This is a messenger RNA of Mangifera indica (mango), 1555 nucleotides long. RefSeq lists its product as uncharacterized. The transcript is spliced from 7 exons. NCBI's taxonomy places the organism in Eukaryota, Viridiplantae, Streptophyta, Magnoliopsida, Sapindales, Anacardiaceae. The record is from RefSeq and is a predicted model, not a curated record. The coding region runs from base 501 to 1385 and encodes 294 amino acids.
UAAAGAAGAAGAAGAAGAAGAAGAAGCUCUCUGUAGUUAUGUUCUGUUUGUUCUCAGUUGCUUCUUUGUGAAUUUUCUUUCACGUUCUUUCUCUUUCUCUGGAGCCAAACAGAGGAUUUUCGGUGGGAAUUGACAAGGAUUUGAUCAUGUUCUCGCCAAAAAUUUUAUGAGGGAAUGUUAAGAAUCUGAAUCUGAUACGUUCAAAGAGAUUUAAAGUGGUUAUUCAGAAGGAAUUUGUACUAGAUUUGAUUGAUUUAUAGUUGCUGAUUGUGAAGAUUGGUCUUUGUUUCAUUGAAAUUUACCCAUUGGAGGUGACGCAGUUGGAGUUUCAGAGAUACAUUUUUCAAAGAGAUUAUUGAAGCUGUAAUAGGCGAAGAUCAGAGGAGUCCAAGAUUCAACCUCCUUGAAAUGUCAUUAUUCUGCUGAAAUCUUGAUACAAAGCAAGCAAUAUACUGGUUAAUUAACGGAGGAGUAGUGAAAUUGGAGGUGUACAGAAGGAGAUGGAAAAGAGCCCUUUGAGAAGCGGUAAUAACGGAAACAGUAGCGGCGUUACCAGUAACGGCAGAGAGAGAAGCGGAGGGGACGGCGGAUUAUUAAGAGCGAAUUCAGAGAUUAACGCGAGGCAAACGGCGUCGACAGAUUUUGUCUUGCAAUGGGGCAACCGGAAGCGGCUGAGGUGCAUGAAAGUACAGGUCAAAGACGACUCGGCCGCCCCGACCCAUCGGACGACGGUUCGGGUCGUCAGAACCGACAAGGACACUUUUAAUCAGCCAACCACAACCACUGCUACUAAUAACGGUAGUAAUCAUCACGGUAGUGGUUUCUUCAAUCUCCGUCAACGGCCUUCUCCGCCUCCGCCGCCGCCGCCUCAGCGUGUUCUCAGGAACUCUGAGAAUUCAAGUGCCAUGAGAGGGCAGAGCAACGGCGGCGGUGGUGUGAGAGGUUUUGCUUCACCGGACAGGGGGGCGCACGAUAAGAGAGGUACCAGAAACAAUAACCAUCACACCAGCAACACCAACAAUGGUAAUCAUGAUUACAACAAGUCAGGGGCAUCAUCGGAAACUGGCCACGACAGCAAAAAAGGAGGGUCCUCUUCUGCCAGCGGCGAGGCGGCGGUGGCACCACCUGUGUGGCCACCAAAAUUUGUGAUUGCUUUGACCAACAAAGAAAAAGAAGAGGAUUUCAUGGCUAUUAAAGGCUCUAAGCUCCCACAAAGACCCAAAAAGAGAGCAAAGUUUAUUCAACGGACACUCAAUCUGGUAAGCCCAGGUGCAUGGCUAUGUGACCUAACCCUCGAACGGUAUGAAGUGAGGGAGAAGAAGAUUUCUAAAAAGAGACCUAGAGGAUUGAAGGCAAUGGGUAACAUGGACUCAGACUCAGAAUAAGUGAGAGGAAUCCUGGUAUAGGCUUGUAUUUGAUAGGGGAAAGAUCAUCAAGAGGAUGAUGAAUGUUUUUUUUUGGGUAAUUUUAUUUAGGAUUUGAGAAAUGUUGGAAUUGUGUAAAUCGUGGCACUUUUAACCCUUCAGAAAAAUGAAAUCAUAGAAUUUCAUCUGCA